CGCAGCGAUGUGCGCGCGAGCCGUAACCGUCGUAUUCGCGCUCUUUUUUUGUGUUACAAACGCGAUUCAACAAUCGAGUUCUUUUACAGAUGACAGACUAUCAAAACUGUUAGCAUGCAGCCAGUCAAUGGGACCUAUGAAAUGUUUGACGGCGUUCAGUGCGUGGCGAGCGCGAAGAGCUGUCGAUUUAAUCGCAAACCAUCAAAGAACGUUCGAAGUAAACGAUGACCUAGUCCAAUUUCCUUGGGAAAAAUACGCCAAUCAAUCAGAAGAACAGGUGUACAGCGAUCUAUGCGAUGGAACAGAAAGUUUGCUGAGAUAUAGACAACUUGCUCUCGAUGUAAGCGGGGACUACACUCUGCGACUGGGAAGUAAAGGCAACGGGACGCUGAACGUCGAUGUUAUUAAAAGCGAUGGCGACACCGGCCGAGGUCACUUGAAGAAGAUGAAAAAAAAGUUCUUAAGCAUUAUACCUUUAUUGUUAGUUCCUGGACUGAUCAUGUCCGCAAUCUUGCCAUUUGUCUUGCCAGCGUUAAAAAUGAUGGUCAUAGCCGUCGGUAUACUGAACAACAUGGCAUUAUCCGGCGCUGUAUUCACAUUAUUAAGAAAUAACGCCUUCAACGAAGCAAAUCAACAUAGAAUUAUUUACGUCAACGAGGGAUACCACAACGAGAAACAUUACCCAAUACCAUCUGAUAUACAUCAUUAUCCAGCAACUGGUGAUAUUAUAGGUGAUUUAACGCCACCUGGCGGAGAAAAUAUUUUACUAACUGACGACACUGGAUUGAAAGAUGGUCCGAUACAUGCAAACUUGCCUUGGAUUGAUAACGGAGAUAUAACCAGUCACGUUUACUAUACGGAUACCAAAAUCAGACGUAACGGUCAAAACGUCGCCAAUGAGACUGUAGCAUAAUGUAUUUUGUUUAGUGUAAGACUUAUUUAUAUUGCCUAACCAAGAAUACCAAAUAGAGCCUGGGUCUGCUUCAAUCGCCUUUUAUUACAUAACUUUCAAAUGUGCCCAAAGGAAUUAGUUCCAUAAUUUUCCGCAAUUUGGCGAGGGUAUUUAAAUCCCCGGUCAAGCUAAUACUUAUUUUAAUAUAAGUAAAAAACGUUUUAGAUACUUUCCUUCUAGAAGAUUACUAAUAAAAUAAUGGCAAAAUACUGAGCAUAUUAGGAUCCUAUAAAGGUUAUGUAAUUGUUAUUAAUAAUUGUUAACUGUCAAUUCUAAUCAAAGCCUAAUUAAGGAAUCACGAAAAAAACAUGAGCAUCAUCCUCAAUAUUUAAUAAAUAAAAUAUUACAUCAAUCGACUUAGAAAUAAUUUGUUGUCAAUUUAUACUUAAGCUAACAGUCACCAUAUGAGGCAAUACCGCCUAUAACUAUCACAAGCUCGAAGUUGUGAACUUAUACUUGUUUAUCAGCACCAAUACAAUCGGUUACAAACAACUUUCAAAGUUUCCUUACAAUCUGCUACCCUUGAGAGAGUCAUAAAUAACCGCAUCACUAAAACUUCAAUAUACUUGUUUUGCACAGAUAACUGAAAAAAUCCAAAACGAUCGAUGUCAAAG
Molecule: messenger RNA, 1566 nt
Organism: Papilio polytes (common Mormon)
Lineage: Eukaryota; Metazoa; Arthropoda; Insecta; Lepidoptera; Papilionidae
Exons: 2
Coding region: 8-913 (301 amino acids)
Source: RefSeq, a predicted model, not a curated record